AUGUCAUCGUCUCAGAAGGGAAAUCUUUUGACUCGUGUCAAGCGUAUUAUACCACCAUUGUCUGGAUCAGCGCAUAAGGGACAGGCUGGCCGAGUGGGUAUUUUUGGCGGUUGCCAGCAUUAUACUGGAGCUCCUUACUAUUCUUCUAUGAGUUCUAUGCUCUUUGGCACUGACCAAAGCCAUAUCUUCUGUGAAAAGAAUGCUGCAAACGUUAUAAAAAGCUAUUCUCCUGACCUAAUUGUACAUCCUUUCUUACGAGAAAAGGAAAACAAAAACCCUGGUGACUCUAUUGAUGGUAUCAUGGAACUUGUCAAGCCUAUGAUGGAACGAUUGCAUGCCAUCGUUAUCGGUCCAGGCUUGGGCCGUGAUGAAUGGAUGCUAGAGACUCUUGCCAGAGUUAUUCAGUAUGCUCGGGAAAAGGAAAUGCCUAUGGUAAUUGAUGCAGAUGGUCUCUUCUUAGUUCAACAGCGCCCUGAACUAGUGAGCGGAUAUCAUAAUGUGGUAUUGACGCCUAAUGUCGUGGAGUUUAAACGUCUUUGUGACAAAGUAAAUGUUCAAAGCGAAGGCUCUGAUGCCUGCCAAAAGCUGGCCAAAAAGUUGAAUCUUUUGAUUGUCCAAAAAGGUAAAGAAGAUAUAAUUUCGGAUGGGGGUACAAUCUACGCUUGCUCUGUUCCCGGAGGAUUAAAACGAUGUGGUGGUCAAGGCGAUAUCCUUACUGGUAUUCUUGUUACUUUCCUUGCUUGGCGAAAGGCUUACUUGGGUAAACAGUGGGAUAUUGAAGGCGACAUGGAUGCUAAGGAAUGCUUGUUUUUGGCAGCAUAUGGAGCUUGUGCCACUACUAGAUGGUGCAGCCGUGUAUCGUUCAAAGAAUCUGGAAGGGCAACACAGUCAAGUGACUUGGUUCGCCAUGUUGGUCAAGUUUACAAUGCUCUAAUGGAUGAUGAAAUUCCAUCAAGUGAACAGCCGAUUAAGGAAUAG
Schizosaccharomyces osmophilus is the source of this 978-nucleotide messenger RNA. It is a transcript of the gene nnr2, whose product is annotated as NADHX dehydratase Nnr2. Lineage: Eukaryota; Fungi; Ascomycota; Schizosaccharomycetes; Schizosaccharomycetales; Schizosaccharomycetaceae. The transcript has a single exon. Gene Ontology annotation, biological process: metabolite repair. The coding region runs from base 1 to 978 and encodes 325 amino acids. The record is from RefSeq and is a predicted model, not a curated record. Gene Ontology annotation, molecular function: ATP-dependent NAD(P)H-hydrate dehydratase activity.